Messenger RNA from Conger conger (European conger), 5743 nucleotides. It is a transcript of the gene jakmip3, whose product is annotated as Janus kinase and microtubule interacting protein 3. NCBI's taxonomy places the organism in Eukaryota, Metazoa, Chordata, Actinopteri, Anguilliformes, Congridae. The record is from RefSeq and is a predicted model, not a curated record. Gene Ontology annotation, molecular function: microtubule binding; kinase binding. Bases 524 to 3040 code for a protein of 838 amino acids. The transcript is spliced from 23 exons.
UUCACUUUCAGGGGGGGGGGGUGUGUGUACAUGGUAAGCACAUAAUCCCGCCUGCUCCUUUAUUUAAACGCUUCCAUGAGCUGAAUCCUCUUUUAUUUUUUUCCUCUGCCUUUCCGUCAUCCUUUUUUUGACAUUUUUUUUUUUUUGAUGAAUCAUUACCCAGUGCCUCCGUUGCUGGAUCCUGGUACACAGAGCCGGAUUGUGCGCAGAUUUUUACAUUUCCUUUGCAUCGGCGUUUGCAAUAUGAUCAGUGCUGUGACUGGUGAAAUGUCUGCAUGCACAGAGAAGCGCAGACACAUACAUUUUGGGAUGUGCGCGGCAGCCGACAGCGAAUGGUUCUCCUCCGGAUGUUAGGACAGCCACCCAGCUAAAGAGAGCAGACAGCCCUUGAGUCUAUCUGGAUCAUGGAUUUAAGGUGGGAGGGAAGAUGUAGCUGAGGCCAGAGGAGGACGAGAAGCCUGACAGCUCCCAGCCUCAGGUACCUCCUGUGGGGGCGGGUGGGCCUCAGAAGCACCGCCUCACCAUGUCCAAGAGGCCCUCCGGCGGCCGAGCCAAGGGGGACCGACCCGACGCUUUAGCCGCCCUGCAGGCAGCCAACGAGGAGCUGAGGGCCAAACUCACAGACAUCCAAAUUGAACUUCAGCAAGAGAAGAGCAAGAUCAGCAAGAUCGAGCGGGAGAAGACGCAGGAGCUGAGGCACGAGCAGCACAAGUCGACGGUGGUAGUGACCGAGCUGAAGGCCAAGCUUCACGAGGAGAAGAUGAAGGAGGUGCACUGCGUGCGCGAGACCCUGCUGCGGCAGCACGAGUCCGAGCUCCUGCGGGUCAUCAAGAUCAAGGACAGCGAGCUCCAGAGGCUGCAGGCCCUGGUCAACGCCCUCCGGGACGGCUCCACCGAGAAGGUCAAGACGGCGCUCUUCGCCGAGGCCAAGGAGGAGGCGCGCCGCGGCUUCGAGACGGAGAAGACCCGGAUGCAGCAGGAGAUAUACGAGCUGAAGGGGGUCAGGAGGCAGAUGGAGGAGGCCCUGAGCCUGGCCGUGCAGGCGGACAAGAUCAAGGCCGCGGAGAUCCGCAGCGUCUACCACCUGCACCAGGAGGAGAUCAACCGCAUCAAGAAGGAGUGCGAGAGGGAAAUCCGCAGACUGAUGGAUGAGAUUAAGGUAAAAGACAGAGCAGUCUACAUGAUGGAAAAGGAGCUGGGAGUCCAAGCUGGGCAGACUCAGAGGCUCCAGCUACAAAAAGAGGCUCUAGAUGAGCAACUUGGCCAGAUCAGGGAGGCUGAGCGACAUCUGGCCAGCCCCAAACGAGAAGCUCCUUAUGCAAGUGGUGCAGGAGACGCCUCUGAUCAUUCAGGAAGCCCUGAACAGCAGCUGGAUGAGAAAGACACGCGGCGCUUCCAGCUUAAAAUCGCCGAAUUAAGCUCCGUCAUCCGCAAACUGGAGGAUCGCAACGCUCUGCUUUCAGAAGAACGCAACGAGCUUCUCAAACGCCUUCGGGAAGCUGAGAGCCAGUACAAGCCUCUACUGGACAAGAACAGGCGACUCAGCCGUAAAAACGAGGAGCUGGCUCACGCCUUCAAGCGCAUGGAGAACAAGCUGAGAUUCCUCACCCAGGAGAACAUUGAAAUGAGAGAGAAGGUAGGAACCAUACGCCGCCCGAGCUCUCUAAACGACCUGGACCAAACCCAGGAGGAGCGGGAGAUUGAGUUUCUCCGACUGCAGGUGCUGGAGCAGCAGAACAUUAUUGACGACCUGUCUAAGGCACUGGAGACUGCUGGAUAUGUGAAAACUGUUAUUGAACGGGACAUGCUGUUGCGCUACAGGCGGCAGAGGAAGAGGAUGAUCAAGCCCUGUAAGCCGGUCGUGGAGACAUUCUUUGGGUACGAUGAAGAAGCGUCUCUGGAUUCCGAUGGGUCCUCUAUCUCCUACCACACAGACAGGACGCCCUGCACACCAGACGAUGAUCUCGAAGACGGGAUGAUUAAAGAGGAGACAGAGCUGAGGUUUCGCCAGCUGACCAUGGAGUACCAGGCUCUCCAGCGGGCCUAUGCACUCCUGCAGGAGCAAGUUGGGGGAACGUUUGAUGCCGAGAGAGAAGUCAAGACUAGAGAACAACUGCAAGCGGAACUGAUUCGUUACCAAACCAGAAUAGAGGACCUUGAGAGUGCAUUGUGUCAGCAAGGCCAGGACGUGAAAUGGAUUGAAGAGAAGCAAGCCUUGUAUCGCAGGAACCAAGAACUCAUAGAUAAGAUGAAAGUUAUGGAGACGGAAGAAUCCCGUCUGAAGCACGACAUUCAGGAUGUCAAAGACCAAAAUGAACUUUUGGAAUUCCGUAUUUUAGAACUUGAAGAGCGGGAGAGGCGGUCCCCAGCCAUAAACUUCCACAACAUACACUUCCCAGAAGGCACCAGUCCCCUGCAGGUGUACUGCGAGGCAGAGGGCGUCUCGGAUAUCGUCAUCACUGAGCUCAUGAAAAAGCUGGACAUUCUGGGAGAUAACGCCGUAAGUAAUCUCACCAAUGAGGAACAAGUGGUCGUCAUUCAUGCAAGGACUGUAUUGACCUUAUCAGAAAAGUGGCUUGAGCAAAUUGAGGUCACCAAAUCGGCUUUACAACAGAAAAUGGUGGACAUUGAGAAUGAGAAGGACCUGUUCUGCAAACAGAAAGGCUAUUUAGAUGAAGAGCUGGACUAUAGGAAGCAGUCAAUGGAUCAAGCGCAUAAGAGGAUCCUGGAGCUGGAAGCCAUGCUGUUCGACGCGCUGCAGCAGGAGGCCGGGGCCAAGAUGUCAGAGCUGCUGUCAGAUGAGGAGCGGGAGACGCUGCGGCAGGCCGUGGAGCAGUGGAAGAGGCAGGUGAUGAGCGAACUGCGUGAGAGGGACGCCCAGAUCCUGCGGGAGAGGAUGGAGCUGGUGCACCACGCCCAGCAGAGAAUAAAAGAACUGGAAGAAUGGAUAGAAGCACAGAAACGACAAAUAAAAGAAUUAGAGGAAAAGUUUUUAUUUUUAUUUUUAUUUUUUUCUCUAGCCUUCAUUCUGUGGUCAUAGUCUCUCCGGCACCACAGAGCAGGUCUGCAGGCAAUUUUAUAUAUUUUAUAAAAGAAGACAUGAAUCGUCCAAGAUCUCUCCUGGUGUCCUGCCCACGUUGGUGAAGAUGUGUAUUUUUUUGUGUGCAGAGAAGCCGGGAGACGAAGCAACAAAAGGAAAUCUCCAGUACUGUGGAUAUAAAACACCCUUGCCGAAUAAUAAAACUGUUUUGCGAAAUAAGCUCACGAAUGGUAACAUCCCCGCCUGGGAAGUUUGGAACUGGGGAGUGUCGAAUCCUUGCGCACGGAAUUUAAGGACUCUUACAUAGCUGAUUUUUUGGGUUUGUUUCUUUGUUUGUUGUUGUUGUUUUCCCUGCUGAGCAGGCGACGCACGAGGCUGCUUCCCUGUGGAAGCAUGAAGAUGGAGAGACUCGCUGUAUCCGGCCGGCGCCCGCUGGUGUACACGCAUGUUCUCUGCCUCACAUUCACCGGGGAGGGGGGAGGGCUGGGGUCACGACCUUUGAGGUGUCACGCCGCAGAGCAACAUGCUCAGUCUUGAAAGUGUUUGAAAGGAAAUAUAAGCUAAAAAAUGGAAUUAUGUUUUUGUUCCCCCUUCAGUGUAUAUGGUGAGAUUUUAAUAUAUUUCUCAGAAGACGGAGGUGCGAUGGGUCCCAUUUUUGAGUGGAUGGAGUCUCAAGCAAAGCUUUUUAAAAGAAAUUCUAUUUGACCAGAUAUAUUUACCUCAAUCACUUGGUGCUUGCUAGACAUUGAUGAAAGCACUGUGGACAGGACCCUCAAAUUGUUCUCACACCUAUAUGAUGAUGACAUUGGGGGAAAAAAUGUGUCUACUCUGCAAGUAGGCCUGAAAAACGUAUUUCGUCCUGCAGUGUUGUUUAAAGAGGGUGCUCAGAAGAACUGAAGAUAGUAGGCGAGAGACUAUAAGGCAUGUUUGAAUUCUUGAAUGAAUGAGCUGUUAAUUCCUGGUGUUAAAACCAAAUAAACAAGACCCAAUCUCAACAAAUUGAGAAAACCUAAAAAUAAGUCUUAAAGUCAACAGUGAGAUCUUAUAAUGCAGUAUUAGCGCUCAUAUUGGCCACAUAGCAACACAGUCCACAGGUGAGAAGUUAACAAGAUGCUAAAUAUCACACAUUCUCUUUUCAUUGACAGUAUAUCAUAUAGCCUAUACCUUCAAUACAUACCUUGGUGUACAGUGACUGUAAAUGUUGAAAUACAAAUAUACUUUUUUUAAGUAUUACAACUUACAACAAUUAUAAAGAAAAUAUUGGUGCCAAAUACUUUUGACAGCCUGAAUGUGUAUUAAUUUAUGAUAUCCAACAAAUUAAUACUUCUGCCUUAACUUGCAAUCAAUUGGGAAAAAGUCAUUAUUACACAGUAUAUGUUUUAGGUUGCCUACUUUCAAUAUGUCUGCAGUUAAACUAGCACAUAUACAAUUUUUUAUUAUUUGUUGCCACCUAUUUAAUAUAUAUUUAAUAUUUUAACCUAACAAUGCUAUAGUUACUACUAUUUUCCUGAUAUUCAUUGAAAGGCAAAGAAAUGCAUCUAAACAUUCCAAAGGCAUUCAACUGUUGCAUUGUGGAGAGGCUUCGAUCUUGAGCUGUAGUGGUAUGUUUGAUUACGACAUGAAAUGUAUGUUCUCCCAGCAGAAUGGCCUACUGUUUAGCUCUAAUCGAGUUACAAGGUGGGACAAGCUAAGAGACAAACUGUGGUGCCAUCACUUGAAUUUGGGGAGAUCAAUAAAGUUAUGUUAAAAAGUAAAAAACAUGCAUCUAGUCACAAGGUGAAGAUAUUUUGGUGGUGCAGUGGGUAGCACUUUCACCUCACAGCAAGAAGGUCUUGGGUUUUAAUCCCGCGCCUGCCUGGGCCUUUCUGUGUGGAGUCUGCAUGUUCUUCCUGUUUCCUCCUGGAUUUCCUCCCACAGUCCAACAACAUGCAGGAUAGGUUCAUUUAGUGAGUUUAAAUUGCCCCUAAGUACUCCUGCCUCUCGCCAAAUGCAUGCUGGGAUAGGGUCAAGCACAACCCUGACCAGGAAUAAGCAGGUUAAAUAAUGGAUGGAUAUAUUUUAGUAUAAUAUGGAAUUGCCAGCAGUGUCUCUUUACACAUGGAGCAAUGAAGCUGAAGUACAUGCAUUUUCCUGCCUGCCAGCGGCUAGUUCACAUCUUACAGGCCACGCAUUACUAGAAGAGCUAGCUCUGAUAGAAAGCUUUACGACUGUACAGUAAGCCUGAGGGCUCCAGGAUGUUGUUGGGAGACGCUGAUGCAAUAAGCUGAGGUUCUUUGGUCAGUUUACACUCUGCCAAACCGUGGAAGAAUGCCCUGCCACUGUAGACUCCCAGCCAUAAUCGGCAAAUGACCCAGCCAAGGCCUGAACCUGGCCACCAGGCACAGCCGGCGGUUGUGAUUGGAUUACGUAGGAUAUCACGUAUGAUUCACUCAAGCUUUGGUUAUGGUUCCAUACACCCUGAAGCUCUGAAGAUGCCUUCAGCAACAAUGUCAUUACAGUGCAUUUGUCUUCUUAACCUGUCCUGUACAUUGGAUUCCAGUAUAAGAUUAUUUUAGGUUUUUGAUGUUAUGUGUGUCUGUCUACACUGUGUCUGUUCUGAGACUGCAUUAAUUGAAUUCUCUGUUUUGGCUGUGUUGGUGCUACUCAUUGACUUGUGGGAAGUUGACAGUGGGCACCCUCUUUAUUAAAAAUAUGAGGAAUCUG